Neocloeon triangulifer is the source of this 1882-nucleotide messenger RNA. RefSeq names its product protein yellow-like. Gene Ontology annotation, cellular component: extracellular region. The transcript is spliced from 6 exons. NCBI's taxonomy places the organism in Eukaryota, Metazoa, Arthropoda, Insecta, Ephemeroptera, Baetidae. Bases 134 to 1528 code for a protein of 464 amino acids. The record is from RefSeq and is a predicted model, not a curated record.
UUUGCCGACGCCGCCACGACGGUCGAGUAUGCUGAUUUUAUCCUCCAUUGCACACAGCAAAACUAGAAUCACCAGAGGCGGGAGAAGCAUUUGCAGGCCGAUCGUCGUGCUGUGAACUCGAAGAACACUUCUCAUGAGCAAAACAUUAGACAAGAUGUGGCCUGGGAUUUUCUUGCUCAGCUUGCUUCUUGUCGGAGCGUCAGCAAAAGGUUACGGCGGAUAUGGAGGCAUAAAAAGACCCCCUGGACAGAGUCACAGUGGGGAAAAUUCAGGGCAAAGUCAAAAUGGGUAUUUUCCUCAGAACCUUCAGCAAAAUCGCUUGAGGGAGGUUUUCAACUGGAAACAGCUGGACUUCAACUACCCUUCGCAAAGGGCUCGCGAAGAAGCGAUCCGAAGUGGCGCGUUUUUGCCUAAUCUGACUUCAGUGCCCAUUGGUGUUACUGGGACCAGAAAUCGUGUUUUUUUUACCGUACCACGUUGGAAUAAUGGAGUUCCGGUGACCUUGGCAUAUGUAAACUACCCAUCGCAGUCAUCAUCGCCUAUUCUGAACCCCUACCCCAACUGGGAGAUGAACCGCGAGGGAAAUUGCGACGGUAUCACCUCCGUGUAUAGAGUCAAGGUGGAUGAGUGCGACCGAUUAUGGGUGCUGGACACUGGCUUGGUGAACUCUUUAGUAGACCCAAAGCGCAUCUGCCCACCACAGGUUCUGACCUUUGACCUCAAGACAGAUCGAGUCAUCAACAGAUAUCGUAUUCCUGAUUCCGUUUUGAAAAGCGACUCGCUGCCUGUGACUAUUGAAGUGGAAUAUCCACGGGGCACGUGCGGCAAGCCAACAGACGCGAUUUUAUACAUAGCGGACGUGACUGCAUAUUCCUUAAUUGUGGCGAAUUUGGCAACGGGCCGAGCAUGGAGCGUUAAAGACAAAACAGUCUACCCAUCACCUGAGGCCGGAACUUAUGACAUUGCAGGAGAAUCCUUUGAGUUGAUGGAUGGUAUACUCGGAUUGGCACUUGGACCAAAGAAUGACCCCGGUGGACGGAAGUUGUACUUUUCGGCCAUGAGCAGUUUUCAGCAGCGAUGGGUGCAGACUUCACUUCUCCGCAAUGAGACCGCCGCUAGCAACUCCCCAAGAGCUUUUCAAACAGGCGCCCAGCCAAGGCCAGGCCAGAGUGCAGGACCAGCCAUGGACAACAAUGGAGUGCUCUUUUUUGGUCUGGUCACAACAGAAACAUUGGUUUGUUGGAAUACAAGAAAUCCAUUCGAGUCGAGAUAUAUUGGCAAACUGGCCCAAGAUAGAAACACCCUUCAAUUUCUUGCAACAGUUACUAUUGAUCAGAGUCAACGGCUUUGGACCCUCUCAAACAGAUUACAGAAAUUCCUUUUAGGCACAAUGAACCCAAAUGAAGUAAAUGUUCGUGUAUUUAUGGCCGAUUCAACAUCCGAGCUGGUAAAAGGCACCGUUUGCGACGGGGGAUCACAAUCGUCGCGACCAGGAAAUCACGGAGGCCAGCUGGUAUUUAGACCAUGACCUGUGGAAGGGCGGUCGCGGUGGCGCUUCCCCACGCAGCCCAGUCCGCGGCGCUUGUGGGAUGCUGAGUGGAGCCCUGUGGAGCGACCAACGCCGCCCUCCAGACACUCUACAACAGUAGCAAAUAGCGACGGUUCUUUUUGGUAUUCAAUUGAGCAUUGAAAAACAUAUAUCACAAUUAAUUUAUUACAAGCUUUUGCAUCAAAAUUUCAACAUUAAAAUUUUUAAUUAAAUUACAAUUAAUAAUGCUAGUUCAAAACCAACUGAUUUUUUUAAACUAUUCAAGAUAACACACAAAAAUUAAGUCCAAAUAGAAUCUUUUGUACAACUUAACAGAAUAAAUAAAUAUAACAA